AUGGACGCUCGACAGAUGAAGACGAGCCCAAUCAUCCUCUCGAACAUCCAUCCAUUGUUCAUCCUGACGGCUUUAGGGUCAUCUCCCUCCUCUGUCGAGCACUAUCUUGACGACGGCAACGCCAGAGCAGGUUGCGAAGAAGUGGUCCAGCGAUGGUGGCCAUGCCUGCCCUCUUCUCCUCCUCCUUCAGGGUUCCCGUCCUUCGCGUCGCUUCCCUCGUCUGCACAAACACUCGUUGCGUCGCCUCAGCAGCUUUUCAUCUGCUACGGCACAGUGCUAAUACCACGACGUCUGAAUUGGUCAGAAUGCCGCAGAACUUGGCGAGCAUCUCACGUUCAAGCAAACUUGAAAUUAGAGGUUUUUCGUCAAAGACAAAUAUUUUUCGAGAUCACAUUCGUUGCAGUGCGCCGAGGAUUGGAGACCUUGGUAGUCGGAAUAGUGCUGGUGCUGACAUUUGGCAACUUUCUCAGCCCAGGCUGGUUCAACCUCUCUCAAGUUCACUCGCGUUUACUCACCGCAGCAGCUUCUCGAGUGUAUUCUAUGGCAACUCCUGAUGCGGCGCCUUCCAUCGUUGUUUAUGUGACAGUUCCCAACAAAGAAACUGGGACAAAGCUGGCGCAUAGCAUUAUUGAGAAUAAGCUUGCCGCCUGUGUAAAUCAAAUUCCAGGCGUGGAAUCCACUUAUUGGUGGGAGGGCAAGGUUGAGACAGAUACAGAAAUCCUUCUCAUGAUAAAAACUCGGCAAGCCCUUCUUGGUGAACUCACGGACCAUGUAAACAACAAUCACCCUUACGACACACCAGAGGUUAUUGCUUUGCCUAUCACUGGUGGAAGUGAAAAAUACUUGAAGUGGAUUGGAGACAACACUAAAAGGGCAGAAUUGGCUUAAGGGGCAUUUGCACUGUGUUCCAUGUCUUGGAUCAGUUAGCUAUGUGCGAAGGCCUUCAAAGCAAUCCUAAUUUCGCAUGGCCAUAGAUAUGCUUGAAUAGGUUAUUCUACGCCUGAAUAGUCACUUCGAAAAUCCUGAACUGAACAUGUACACAUGCUUACAUUUUGUGAUGACCUUCAUCACAAAUAAAGUAACUUGAAAGAAAAUCUGAUCGUAUGUCACCAGUUCAGACACUUCAUA
Molecule: messenger RNA, 1128 nt
Organism: Physcomitrium patens
Lineage: Eukaryota; Viridiplantae; Streptophyta; Bryopsida; Funariales; Funariaceae
Product: protein CutA, chloroplastic
Biological process (GO): response to metal ion
Molecular function (GO): copper ion binding
Source: RefSeq, a predicted model, not a curated record